AUAUAUAUAUUAUGAAACAAAUGCUUUCGAUUGAGCUUAACUUGUAUUGAACCCGGAAUAUUCCUUUAAAUACCUCCAGACUGUUCGCCGAGUGGCGUUUGUUUAUGAAAUGUCUGUAACCGCUGGAAUGUGUCGUCGUCUCGGCCCGAUGAUUUAUUAAUGUCGACGCUAAGCGCAGGUUGAGUCUCACCCACAUGCCAACCAAAGCAGGCACAGACUUCCACUUUAACUAUAUUUUCAAAAGAUCUGAUUUUUUUUCCUCUCUCUGUUUUUAAUCGUCGCUUGCCUUUGAAAUAACCAGUAAACAACAUUCACCACGAAGAUUCGAAUCUACGUGAUUUGUUUACCUGCACAAAGUUUGUUUCAGAUGCUAAUGCAGCUACUUCAGAAUUAGCUAGUUAUCUGGUUAUCGUGCUUAUUUAAAAAUAUACGAAGGCUGGACCAAAGCCUAUUUCAGGAUGAGCACUAACGACCAUUCAAAGGACGUAAACAGCAGGAACCAGGCGGGCAGAGUGCUCUGCCCACAGGUUCCUCCGCUUUGUGCUCCACAUUACUCAGAUACAGGCUCAGUUAACACCGAUAAGCACAGAUCUUAUCGCAUGAUGGGCCACUUUCAGCGUGCAAACAUAUUCCCUGGGCCCCCUGUGGUGUGGUCAUCUCUGGUCAAGGAUUCAUAUGUUCGACAUCCCCCAUCAGCCUUUGUUCAUGAUCCAGUGCACUGGCACGGCCACAAAACCGAUUACUUGGUGAAGUGGACAGAGCAGAACUUUAUCGAGAAACGACUGCAUAAGCUGCUGAAUGAAUUGGAGAGCAAGGGAUCCAAGUAGUGAUGAGGCAUUACUGCUAUACCCCUCUCCUAAUCUUCAUUAUACUUUAUGGAACCGCUCAGUCCAAUCACACACAAAUGGAAGGUCUGUCCUGCGUGAAUGACUACUUGAGAAACAUUUCCUGUGUGUGGAGGAAUUCUACGGAUUUCUCCGGCCAGCGAUGUGAGCUUGAGGGGAACAGAAGCUUUGAGAGCAUGCCAAAGUGUGAGCUGGUGCCAGUGAAAAAUCAUGCAUAUCUUGUGAGGAGCUGCACUUUAACCUUUGAAAAAUGGGACUUUUUCUUUCUCGAUAAGAUCUGUUUGAGUGUGGUUUGUAAUGGAUCUCUCAUUACUAAAAUGAAUUAUCAUCCUGGCCGAAACAUUAAGACGCACCCACCAGAUAUGCCAUCUGUAAGAGGAAACAACAUAACUUGGAGUAGAGGCAUUCACUUUCCAAAAGAUAUUAAACAUUAUGAAUUUGAGCUGCAGUUUAAAAAAGCACACACAAGCUGGGAGAUGGCAAAACCUCAGUUGGUGUCCCAUGGAAGUUCUUUAUUGCUAAACCAAAACAAACUAACUGUAGGAGAAGAGUACCAGGCCAGGGUGCGUGUGAAGCCUGUUGAACCAAUAGAUGAAGGUUACCUACAGGGGGAAUGGAGCAACUGGAGCCCUGCCGUGUCCUGGAAGUCUGAGACUGGGAAGAAAGAAAUACAACAACAGCCGUCAGUGGAAAGAACGGCAGCUCUCCCCAGUGAUAGCCACACCAUUCUGAUCGUUGGCUUCCAUGUGUUACUUGUUCUCGCUGUCAUUUCUUUGAUUAUCUACAUGAAGGUCAAAAAAAGCAUUCGGUUUUUAAAACCAAAAAAUCAACAUGUUCCAGAUCCCUCCAAAUACUUUCAGCCUCUUCACACCAUUCAUGGCGGAAACUUCCGGAAAUGGCUGGGCGUACAGAAUUCUGUUGGGCCGUUUCUUACUCCACAGUCAUGUGAUUAUAUCUCACCUGUCGAGGUCUCUGAUAUUUGGGAUGUGUCCUUGAUGGACACCAAAUCUCAGAUGUCUACAGCUACGCACCUUUACUCCAAUCAGGUGGACUCUGGACUCGAGAACAGCGGUACCAGCCAUGCAUCAUCGUCGGGUUUUGCAACCAUGGGCUACUUCUACAGCAAAUCCCAUUCAGGAUCCUUGUGUCUAGAAACCUGCCCCGUGUAUUUCACUUACCACCCUGAGGAAGGUCCAAACCCUGCUCUCUCUUCGUCCAGCUCCUCAUACGAACGUUUGCAAAGCCCAAGUCAUCAACCUAAAGAUCCACUGAAUCCAGACUCUGGGUUUGACAUGGCCGGGGAGGAGCAUUAUGAGGAAGACCAAGAUGAUGGAGUAAUCAAUGAAGAGGAGACCAAUUUGACCAAAGGAAAUCAUUUGGUUUCCUUCAUUAUCUCAUUGUCACAGAGUUCUUUGGGUUUAGUUUGCCCAGGAGAGAGUUUUCCUCCAAUGCCCGUCAUCAAACCCUGGCCUGAACUUGUGACUCCGCCUAGCUGUAGUUCCACCUCUAAGCCUGCAGAGAGCACUGUGGCCAGACCCUCCUCUAUGAUCGAGCCCUGUGGGAGUGGGUAUCUGACCAUGAAAGAGAUGCAGGAAUACAGCAACAAAUCCAUCUGAUUGCAGGUCUUGUUGGGUCUCCGUCCAUAUACACCGUUUAUGUGUAUUAAUUGAUUGUAAAUGUGCAAAUUUGAUACAUUCCAACACCUUGCAAGCUAUAACAGCUACAUUAAAAGAGCUUUGAAUGGUUAAGGCCACAUUUGCACCAGUACGUUUUACAUUUCCUAACAUCAUAGUUUUCUAAAACACGCGGUACUAGAGAGCAUUUUCGAAAAUAUAUAUAUUUGGAGGAGGAUAACGCAGUUCUAGUGUGAAUGAGAGGUAUAAACCUUGCAAAAUUAAUGCGCUUUCAGCCAAAAAUGUAUUUGUGUGGGCAUGGCCUAAGAUUAUUUUCUACAUUGGCAUUAUAAGCUAGAUUUUAAGUCUAAAUGAAAUCAAAAUUGAUUGUAUGUAUUACUUAAUGCAUUCCUCAUUUUAUUGUGCACAUUUUAAUUGGAGGUUUUAUUUGCAAACAUUUAAUUUGCUCCGCCUCUGAGACGACUUUCCUCUUUAGAUGAUGUCACCAGACAGCGUGGGCUAUUUGUUAAGUGGAACCAAUAGCCAAAUAGCUAAUCAGGCAUUUCCUAGUCUGCUAAUGCAGGUAGUGCAGCCUUUCUAAAGAAUUGCUGAUAGUUAACACAGAAAUUGAAUGUCAGUAAAAGGUUUUUGUUUAUGUAGUCUUACACUGACAUCUAGCGGUGUGGAUGCAGCAUCGUUCAAACUGAAUACUUUUCAGUUACCGAAAGUAUUGUAGAAAUUCACUGUUCACGGUCAGCCAUGAUUAACUGAAUCCAUGAGUGAAAGUGUCCAAUAACAGGACGCUUACUGAGAUUGAGUGAGUAAUAUUCGGCUGGUCACGUGAUUCUAACAUGUGGGGCAGCUGUGGCUCAGGUGGUAGAGCGGGUCAGCUGCUAAUCACAGGGUUGGUGGUUCGAUUCCCGGCCCACAUGACUCCACAUGCCGAAGUGUCCUUGGGCAAGACACUGAACCCCAAGUUGCUCCCAAUGGUAGGCUAGCGCCUUGCAUGGCAGCUCUGCCACCAUUGGUGUAUGAAUGUGUGUGUGGAUGGGUGAUUGGGACACAGUGUAAAGCGCUUUGGUAACCUCUGAGGUUAGAAAAAGCGCUAUAUAAGUGCAGACCAUUUACCAUUUAACAUGGGGGACCCUCUCCAUGUAAAAUAACAUGCUUAACAUGAGUGUUAAACAUAUGUUUUAAAAUGACCAUUCAUGUCUUUAAGAGUUAAACUUUUUAAUGAGGAAAAAAAACACUGAGUGCACCUUUAAUUUCCACAUAAAAAAGUCACAGUUAAUAGUUGCAGUUAAUAAUCAGUCAGGCUGCUCUGAAGCGUGAACUUGACCUUAAGCCUACAUGUCCUAGCCACCAUCUGGUUUUCAUCAUUUCCACAAUCAACUGCAAACUUGCAUUCAGGUCUGACUCCAUUCUCAUUUUUACUUUUCAACGUUUCAAUUUGCCAUUUCAUGUUGACUCACUUUAGCUUUAACACAGUGGAAAGCAGCAAGCUUGUGAUGUAACACCAUGUGUCCAAGACAUCUUUAAUUAUUUUAACUAUUAUUGAUUGUAUCUUGUAGAACUUUAUUGACUUGUUAAAUAUAUUGCCACCACUAACCUUUUAUAUUAUGUUAUAACUGAUUGAAAUGAUUAAGUUCUUGCUUUUUUUUUUUAUUGCUGCUAUUGUUAUUUCAUCUAUAAAGUUGCUGAAUGUUAUGAACAUGGGAUAAAUGCUGCUUAUUAUAUGUAAAUAACAGUUUUCAAUAAGGGGGGAAAUUCAUGAAUGCAUGUUUAAUCUAAACCUCUCAACAGCACUCCUAAAUAUUUCUACCAUAUUUUGAUAUUCACAUCACAAGAUUCAAAGGAUUUAAGUUUUAUUAUUUGAACAAUUGAACAGAAAAGAAACAAAUGUAAAAUUCAUUCAUGCAAUGCUCUGAUAUCUGCAUUUUUUUUUGUUUUUGUUUUUUGUAUAAACAACACAAUUAUUUGAAAUGUUUUUUUUUUUUUAUGUUACAGUUCUCUUUUAAUUGAAAUAUACAUUUUCUGUUGUUAAUCUUGUUUACAGUUCAGAUUGAAAUAUAAACAA
This is a messenger RNA of Xyrauchen texanus (razorback sucker), 4535 nucleotides long. RefSeq names its product interleukin-2 receptor subunit beta-like. Gene Ontology annotation, biological process: immunoglobulin mediated immune response; cytokine-mediated signaling pathway. Gene Ontology annotation, molecular function: cytokine receptor activity; protein binding. Gene Ontology annotation, cellular component: membrane; external side of plasma membrane. Bases 830 to 2461 code for a protein of 543 amino acids. Lineage: Eukaryota; Metazoa; Chordata; Actinopteri; Cypriniformes; Catostomidae. The transcript has 13 exons. The record is from RefSeq and is a predicted model, not a curated record.